AUGGCAUUCGGACGAACCAAACAGAAUAAUAAAACAGCCUCUCCUCGUUCGGCUACAACGGUUGAUACCAAAAUUGAAAAAUCUUCCUUAGAGAUUGUUCCCAUUUCCUCACACCCUUCAUUCAAUUAUUUUACUUAUCAGAAGGACGACGUUACAAAACAUGAACAACCCUAUUCACCUAAAACAUUUGAAAAUUUUGAUGAUAAAAUCGGUUUACCCUCUUCACAUCCUUCACACAAUUAUUUUGCUUCUCAAAGAAAUUCAAGUUUUGAACAAAUCCAAACCGUUUAUGAUUUCAAAAUUAGUUUACCUCCUUCACACCCUUCAUCAAAUUAUCUUGCCUCUCAAAGAAAUAUAGAUUUCGAACAACUCCAUUUCCAAAUCCAAAACAUUUAUGAUUGUAAGGCCAGUUUAAAAAACCUUCGAUACCUAAAGCAUUUUUUUUCAAACGAUCAUUUAAUUCGAUAUACAAAAUCGGAUCAUUUUAAUUCCUUAAGUGAAAAAAUUAAAAGGUUGAUAAAUCUUCUCAUCUACGAAAUCUUAUCGGAUGAAUUUCGACGGGAAAGCGUAAAACUAUCACAAAAGUUGGAAGAAUACAUCAAAAGAAAUUUGAUUCCGGAAUUACCAAAUGGAUAUAAUAGUUAUACUGAAUUUGAGAAUAGUAAGGCUUUUAAAUUCUUAAGUAAGAUGCAAAGGAAGAGAGUCAAAAAAUUGGUUAGAUUAGAGAAUAAUAUGACUCCCCCGAAACAAGUUCCUAAAAGGCAAAGGAACGAGAUGAAAUCAUACAAUCGGUCGAGUAAUUUUACGGUGAAACAUGGUGGAUUAAUUGUUCUAUGUGCGGACGAUAUGGUGUACCAUUAA
Molecule: messenger RNA, 861 nt
Organism: Funneliformis caledonium
Lineage: Eukaryota; Fungi; Glomeromycota; Glomeromycetes; Glomerales; Glomeraceae
Source: the annotation of a GenBank genome assembly